This is a messenger RNA of Paramecium sonneborni, 2084 nucleotides long. The record is from the annotation of a GenBank genome assembly. NCBI's taxonomy places the organism in Eukaryota, Ciliophora, Oligohymenophorea, Peniculida, Parameciidae.
AUGCAUGAACUUCUCUAGAAUGUGGAUAACUAUAUUUAACUAGGUUUUGCUAGUCUUUCAAUCUUAUUCUUUUACAUUGUUUAUUAGACAGAUGUAAUUUGGAAUAAUAAUAGUUAGACAUUUAUGAUAUAAAAUGAGGAGAAUUGGGAUUACCUACGAUAACAAUAUGCACAAUUAUAUGAACCUUAGGAAUUAGAUAAAUUUCAUUUCCCAAAUGAGAUGGCUAGUUUUUGUUAUAAAAUUUAAGAAAAAAUAACCUCAAUCUAAUGGGAAUACAUAUAUUUUAUUUGUUUAUCAGCAUUAGUUUUGACUCUAUAUUCAGUAUAGAUUAUAUACUUAUACUAGUUUUUUUUUCUAGAAAGCGGAUUUUUAUAUUUUGGAAUGAACAUCGUUUUCGGAGGUCUUACAAUGUUUUACCUUUGUUAUUUUAUAAAUAACGUAUAUUUGGGAACUGUUGUAAAAGUUCCAUUACGAGUAAUUUGUAUAUCAAUCAGACUGAUCCUCUGCGUUGGGCCUAUGGUAAUGGAUUCUUCUUGAGUUUAUUUUGUCUGGGAAUGCUAAUAAUUUCAACCCAUUUAGUGAAUCAAAUAAAUAAGUUCGUUUUCAAUAAACCAAUUGGAAUGGCUUUUGUAUUGGGAGGUAUAAUUUAUAUAAUAAAAAUAAGGUUCUUUAUCCUUAUAUUUUAGAAGAGAAUAGUAAUCAAUUCUAGGUAGAAGUAUAUCAAUAGGAACAGAUCUACAUGUAAAAGAUAAUUUAGGUUCUGAAGGUGUAAUGGAUGUCAUUGGAUACUCAGAGAAAUUAGCAUCUAUUAUGGGUCAUAUUUUAAGUGAUAACCAUUUAUUAGAUUUGAUAGUUGUUUUGCUAUUAUAUUUCACAUUGCCUAGAGUAUAUAUUAAUUAUUAAUAGAUUUUUUAAAUUGGAGCUAUGAACACAAAUGUUUACUCAAUUGUAAUGCUAAUUAAUUACUUUGCUUAAUUCAUAAUAUCUUUUUUUAUUUCCUCUUUUUAAUCAGAAGAUAUAGCCAAAAAUGUAUUAUAAAAUAUUAGAACUUAAAUUAUUGCAGCUAGUCUCUUUAGCAUUAUAUCAUUGGUUUUAUUAUACAUCUAUAAUUCUACUUAUAUGAGUAUUGCUAGUUUUGGACUUAUAACAAGUAUGUUGCUUAUUAUCUAUUUGGAAUAUGUGACUAAUCAUUCAUUUCCAUAAGUUAGAAAUAUUGCAUCUGCAGCUCUUAAUGCUCCUAUGUUAAAUGUUAUGAAUGGUAAUUUCUUAGGAGAUAUGGGUUAAUUAUUCUUUGUUGGUCUUAUUGGAUUAUUUAUUUUUAUAUCUAAAGAAAUUGGAGGAAAUGAAGGACUCUAUGCUUUUCUUACUGGAUUAAUUAUGAAUGCUAUAGUUAUGACUUCCAUUUAAUUUAGUGGAAAUUCAAUAAAUAUUGGUUUACGAUUUGCUUAAAUUGCACAAGUAGAUUCAUUACCUUUAGAAAAAGUAUUAUCAUUUUAAUUAUAAUUAGAUUAACUUAGCAGCAUGUAAUUAUGCUUUAUAUCUAAAAACAAUUACUAUUAUUUGUUUAUUUUUGAUUACUAUAAUAUUUUUUCCUAUACAAGAAAUUCAAUAUUUUGGUGUGUUUUUAGGAAUCAUUCUCGCAUAUUUUUUUAAAGGGAUAUUUCUAAAGUUUUUAGAAACUUAGAUUAUUAGAUAACUUAGAGGAUUUUAUGAGGGUACUUUUCUAGAAAACCAAGUUUAUAAUUUAUGGGAAUUAACUGGUUUAAUUGGGCUAGUAAUUUAAAUAAAUAUUAUAUUAGUAAUUUAUUAUUUUGAAUUUUUUUAAAUACUUUGCUACAAAGUUUGGAAUGUAUUCAUAUGUUUACAGUUACACAUAAAUUGUUUUGAUUUUAAGUGCUAGAGCUAUUAUUACUGGAAGUAGUUUAAAGAAUGUUAGAGUUCUUGAAGGAACUUUAAAAGAAAAUAAGAUAAUAUAUUUAUCGCAUAUGUAUGCAGAUAUUCAAGGUAUUUCCAUGGAAGAAUCACCUGCUUUACCAUAAAUAGGAUUUUUAGGGAUUUCUAUAGUAUUAGGUUUAACAAUUUGA